AUAAAAGAUGGCACACAAAGAGUGACUGCCAGAAAAGCCACCCGGUUCUUAAACAGCCGUGCAUCAUUAGCAAAACUCACCAGCUCCGAGUGCAAAAACUAGAAGUGACCAGCAGACCCAGGACUUUAAACUGCUUCCCCUGAGACUAAAGAACACAAGAUGGUUUUGGAAAUGCUGAACCCAACGCAUUAUAACAUCACCAGCAUGGUGUCCGAAGUCGUGCCAGUUGCCGCCAUGCCAGUCCUGCUGCUCACUGGCUUUCUAAUCUUGGUUUGGAAUUACAAGGAUACAUCCUCCAUACCAGGGCCUGGCUACUGUAUGGGAAUUGGGCCCCUCAUUUCCCACUGGAGGUUCCUGAGGAUGGGGAUCGGCAGCGCCUGCAACUACUACAACAAGAUGUAUGGAGAGUUCAUGAGAGUCUGGGUAUGCGGAGAGGAAACACUCAUUAUUAGCAAGUCCUCAGGUAUGUUCCAUGUAAUGAAGCACAAUCACUACGUCUCCCGAUUUGGCAGCAAACUGGGGUUGCAGUGCAUCGGCAUGCACGAAAAUGGCAUCAUAUUUAACAAUAAUCCAGCCCUCUGGAAAGCUGUUCGACCUUUCUUUAUAAAAGCUCUGUCCGGCCCCGGCCUUGUGCGCAUGGUGACAGUUUGUGUUGAAUCCAUUACAACACACCUGGACAGGUUGGAGGAGGUCAGCAAUGAGUUGGGCUACGUCGACGUAUUGACCCUCAUGCGGCGCAUCAUGCUGGACACUUCUAACGUCCUCUUCCUGAGGAUCCCCUUGGACGGAAGGGCCCUCGUGGCUAAAAUCCGUGGUUACUUUGAAGCAUGGCAAGCUCUCCUUCUCAAACCAGACAUCUUCUUUAAGAUUUCUUGGCUAUACAAAAAGUAUGAGAAGUCUGUCAAGGAUAUGAAAGAUGCCAUGGAAAUUCUGGUAGAAGAAAAAAGACGCAGGAUUUCCUCAGCAGAGAAACUGGAAGACUGUAUGGAUUUUGCCACUGAGUUGAUUUUUGCAGAGAAGCGCGGUGAUCUGACAAGGGAGAACGUGAACCAGUGCAUUCUGGAAAUGAUGAUCGCAGCUCCCGACACCAUGUCUGUCAGCGUGUUCUUCAUGCUCUUUCUCAUUGCCCAGCACCCCAAGGUGGAAGAGGCAAUAAUGAAGGAAAUCCAGACCGUUGUUGGUGAAAGAGACAUAAGGAUUGAUGAUGUGCAAAAAUUAAAAAUGGUAGAAAAUUUUAUUUAUGAGAGCAUGCGGUACCAGCCUGUCGUGGACUUGGUCAUGCGCAAAGCCUUACAGGACGAUGUCAUUGAUGGCUACCGGGUGAAAAAGGGGACAAACAUUAUCCUGAAUAUUGGAAGAAUGCAUAGACUCGAGUUUUUCCCCAAGCCCAAUGAAUUCACUCUUGAAAACUUUGCGAAGAAUGUUCCUUACAGGUAUUUUCAGCCGUUUGGUUUUGGGCCCCGAAGCUGUGCAGGAAAGUACAUCGCCAUGGUGAUGAUGAAAGUCAUCCUGGUUACAGUUCUGAGACGAUUCCAUGUGAAGACAUUGAAAGGAAAUUGUGUUGAAAACAUACAGAAAAGAAAUGACUUGUCCUUGCACCCAGAUGAGACUUGCAGCACGCUGGAAAUGAUUUUCACCCCAAGAAACCCAGACAAGCGCCUCAAACACUAAAGAAGGAUGGCCAGUACCUACUCUGGAGGUACAUCUCUCAUCGGUAGUUAGCCUGGAAACCACCCAUCUCUGCCAGGCAGUGUCACCCUCAGCGAACGUUCCAUGGCAUUUUGCAGGCAUUCCUCCUGUGGGUUGUCUGCAAGUGAGGAGAGACCGGUCAUCUGAUCUUGUCCGAACCAGAGAACCAGACUGCCAGAGGCCAAGAGUUUGCAGGGGAAAAGGUCAGUGAGAAAACUACAACCCUGAAGGCCCAAUGCCAUGGAACAUGCAUUGGAAAAGAUCAGUGAAAUAUGUCUGGCUUUCCACAGAAUCUCCACUGCCCUGCCCUGUGAGCAUUUUAUAUCUGGGGCAGAAGCACACACGUUGAUUAGAAAGGCCAGGGUACCUGGGUACUUGGGGCCAAACAUACCUGCUAGUGUGAAUAAAAGUGCUUUGAUUUGGCUUUUGGUAUGGCUAAGGACUGCCACAUUUUAUAAUCUUUGGAGAAAUGUGUACAAAUUCAGCAUUUGCCUUUUCCUAUGAUUUUUAUCCAAUCAGCAGCUCUUGAUUAUCCACAUGUGAUUGUCUGUGACAAAGGUUAAAUCAGAGGCUAUCCUUACCCAGUCUCUCAAUUCACACCUCAGGCAUUUACCCCUGCUACAAUAGUUGUAGAUUCAAGUAAUAAAAGGUAAUUUAGUGAUAGCUUGAGUGAAAUAUAAUUAGGACUAUAUAUCUGCUAUGGGAAAAAAAAUUUCAAAUGAUGCAUUUCAAAUUCAAAUAAAAACUCUUGUUUUAUGGUUGCAUUAUUAGUUGGCUCCAUUAGGGCUGCUAACCAAGAGAUAACUUUAAAACACGGCAUCUAUUAACUCUUUUAAUGGCUUCAGUGAUUUGGCGGAGGGGAAGCCCUCUAAGUAUAUACCUAAUUCUACAUCCCCCUGGGUUCAAACUCCUAAGGAGCACCCACCCCUUCUGUUCCAUCAUCCUUCGCCCUCAGCAGUUUUUCCCUCCCUUUCUUCCGCAGGACCCCAAAAGCCAAAGGCAACAGAGCAAAAAAAACAUGGUCAGUGUAGAACCCCUGCAAUCAUUUUUUAUCCUACCUCAGAUUGAACAAAUUACCUUACAGAUCUAACAGUUAUCUAGUUUACUGAAUCAUUAUAUGGAUGAAACACAUACCUUGGAGCACAUUCCCUCUCUAGAGGGAAUCAAAUGAGUUAAUUUUCCAAAUACCUCUUUGUGUUAUACAGUCAGUAUGACUAUAUUUACCGGAUACCAAUUUAAAAACUGAAAAACUAAUUUCACUUAAUUAACUCAUUAAAAAUACGUAAAUGUUUGCCAUUGAAUCAACUGCCAACUCAACAUCUGAAUUGUCUUUUCAACGAACUGUGUGGCAAUAGGGCAACAGCUGAGUAUAAAAUGACGGUGUAAGCUCCUUGGGAGAAGGGGCCCUUUUCUCUCCUUUGUGUUCCAUCCCCAGCCCCCAUUCUGACACCACCCAGACUCUCAAGGUCAGGACUGAAUGGACACUCCUGCCUGCUCUAGCUGACCCCAGAAUCAAGUAAAAGAGGAGGCAGGCGUUCUAAGAGUUCAAGUUCAACCUUUGAACUUGGAAUUAUUUGGAUCAUCUAAAUGGUCCAAACAUACACAGAAACACACCUUUGUACUUAGUAUGUCUGUUAGGCCUAGACAAUCAUCUAAAUAAUUCAGACCCCUGAAAGAAAGGCCAGGAUUUGAGAUUUAAUGUAUCCAGGUUAAUUCACUCGACAGUUAUUAACGCUCACUGUACUUCGCCUCUGCUGGAGCCGCACAGCAGAGGAGAAACAGACUUUGGGUGAGUGUACUGCACCCAUCCAGUCCCCUUGGAACACCUGCUGUAUGUCACAUGCACGUAUGUAGUCAAGGCCUAUGUCUGUACAGUCAAAGUGAAAUGAAAGGUUGAUAGCGUUGUUUAGAGACAAAGCAGAUACAAAAAUUGCUGGGGGGAAAGCCAGGGUGGUGGGGGAAGGACAGAAAGAAGGGAAGUGCUUGUUUGAAUGCUCCAAGAAAACUCUCCCAGAAUCAAAUUACCUGGGUAAUUGUUCAGCUUCUCACUCUGCUUGGCCUGUAUUGACAAACCCCAUAUGUUUGUAUAGAUUUGGUCUAAAGAACUUAGAAUACCACUGAGUUUUCCUUAGACUGAACAUAUGUUUGAAAAUCCUGUUUCCAGAAUUUUGCCUCAUUGUUAAGUACUUAAUUAUCACUCUUGAAUAUGCUGUGGACUGUUCUCACCCAUUCCCAAAGAAGUAAGUUUUCAGUGAAAUGCAUGCUCUAUCUCUGUCAAGUUGUGAUGACAAUUGUACCCUCCUGUCCUUGGGUGUACUGGACAUCCCCAUCUGCCCUGACAUCCCUCUCUUCUCUGUCUAAAGUGGAGACGAAUCACAUUCAAGGACAGCCCACAUGAUGAGAAAUGUCAGUUGGAAGUUGUCACUUUUUAUUUCUAAGCAGUGCUGUGGACUAGUUGUGGUGUUAGUAUUCCAUGUAAGCCAACUGAAAGAAAUGCUAGCUGGACCCUCCUCAAUCUCCUUUAUCAUUUGGGCUCUGGGACUGAAUCUCUUGCCCCUACUUGCAGAAAAACUUGCUAAAUUAAACUUUGUCAGGGUAAUGAGCUGAAUGGAAUUUGUGGUGCUUUCACUUGGACUUCACUCAAGUCAAGACCUCAACCCUCCAAGGGCUCAACCCAGACAGGAAUUCCCUGAGAGAACUCCCUCAUUUCCUCUCUGCAGCAUAUAGCAGGACUUGCCUACAGGGAGUCAAGGGCCAUACCCUGUUCCCAUCAGGGCAACCGGACAAGCAGCAUGCAUUUAGGCAAGGCAGCCUGGUCACCAUGCCCAGCCCACUAGGUAUAAACUCUGCCCCGCUCUCCCAGCAAGAAAGCACUUCAAAAUGCAAA
Messenger RNA from Manis javanica (Malayan pangolin), 4576 nucleotides. Lineage: Eukaryota; Metazoa; Chordata; Mammalia; Pholidota; Manidae. The record is from RefSeq and is a predicted model, not a curated record.